Molecule: messenger RNA, 3345 nt
Organism: Aspergillus clavatus NRRL 1
Lineage: Eukaryota; Fungi; Ascomycota; Eurotiomycetes; Eurotiales; Aspergillaceae
Product: dDENN domain protein
Exons: 4
Coding region: 1-3345 (1114 amino acids)
Biological process (GO): regulation of Rab protein signal transduction
Cellular component (GO): cytoplasmic vesicle
Source: RefSeq, a predicted model, not a curated record
AUGCCCUUCUCAUCAACCCCCGAGGUGCCUGCAACACCGCUUGCAGAUUACUUCUGGAUUGCCGGUGUGGACGGUACAGAGGUCCUCGACACUUUUCGAAGGCUGGGCGAUGAAUACAGGGCGAACAGUGCCACGUCCCCCGGUCCGGCUCUCACGGAUACUAUCGAGGAAGAUGCGGAUGCGGAGGAGGCCCACGACCCCCGUCUGGAUGCGCUGUCCCGACCUACCUCGACCCUUCCCGGCCGCAACUCCUUCCAGCGAUUCUCCAUGCGCUCGGGGGACUCUGCAGAGUCCAAUGCGAACGGAUCCAGUAGCAACCGAAGCAGUUUGACCAUCAAGGGUGCCCCGUCGCCGCGGGGGUCCUCGUUUCUGGAGGACUUUGAUUUCGACAAGGCGCUGCUGAAGUUCGCCUCCGAGCGCGAGACCUUCCUGUCCGAUCUCAGUCUCAGCGCCGGCGCCAUCACUCCGGCUUCGCGCCCCCGGUCCCGGUUACGCACCCAGAAGAUCACCUCGGACGAAACUCCUUCACAGCCAGCAAGCUUACUCCGAUCGGGUAUCGGUAGUGUCCGGCGCCACAUGGCCUUCCGCGAUAUGAACAGUAUGAAGCGACAGCCGUCGGUGGCUCGUCAAGCUUCCAUUCGCACCUCGCGACGACUCAGUAACUAUAAUUCAGUCAUCCCUGCCCCACAACCUCUAGAAUUCUCCUCAACGAUGCAUCCGCUGAAGCGGAGAUUUGAGCCCGUCCUUCUCGAUCGAUAUCCCACUAAGGGCGUACCGGACGAGUUGAAGCAGCGCUGCAAUUUUCCAGACUACGUGCCUAUGUUCGCGUUCCCGAACGACAUCAAUAUCGUCUCGUCCGACCAGCGACCGCGCUCGACAUGGCACGGGUUCACCAUGACCACCGAUAAUGGUUCGCGAUUGCACGCCAUCUGCGUCAUCAUCUGGAUCCCGCUCAACCAACGGGCGGCCGAAGAGCUGGAGCAACGCUGCGAGGAAUGGCGCAAGGAGAACAUGACGGACGAGGAACGGGAGUUGGCGGCGAGUCUCGGGGAACGGCUGGCCUCCGAGCGCGCCAAAUUGUCGAGGCUCCUGGCCCAGCUCCCCACCGUUCCGUCCGGGUCGGAGUCGCGCGAGCAAUUGGAAGAUGACAUCAGCGCGGUAGAGGAGAAAAUCGGGCUGAUGACCGAUCUCCUGCGGCCCGUCCGCCAUGGGGCGGCGUCCAAGAUUGAGGGGCUGACCGACGGCGAAACCGGCUUCUGGAUCCCCCGCGCGUACGGCAUCCUCGGCCGGGAAGAGACCAUGACGAGCUUCUGGAAGGAGUGGCUGAAGGCCAUCAUCGUCCCUAUGACGGACGGGACCAUCCAGCGGGUGCCUCCCAGCUCUCCGCGGAUGGGUCUCUGGCAACCCUUGGAGCGGUACGUGAUGAACCUGUGCACCGAGGCCUUCAGCCCCACCUCCUCCAAAACGCAGGUCGAACUGGCGGUGCGGGAGCUGCGGCUCUUUGCGCGCAAGGAGGCGGUUAACGAGCUGCCGGGCUCGCGCAACACGGACCUGUACGCCCUGUUCCGGACACUCUCCCUGUCCAACAUCAUGAUCCUGUUCGAGUACGCGUUGACGGAAUCCCGCAUCAUUUUCCUCUCGUCUCACACAUCGAUGCUCUACCUGGCCACUCGGGCUCUCGUCGAUCUGCUCUUCCCGCUGCAGUGGGCCGGGGUACUAAUCCCCGUGCUGCCGGCACGGUUGAUCCAGGCCCUGGAGGCUCCCUGUCCGUACAUUGUGGGUAUUGAGCGGCGGUAUGAAAAGGUCGAACUCCCCUCGGAUGACUUUGUCCUGGUGGAUUUGGAUGCCGACCUGAUCGAAAGUACGGUGCGGCCGACGCCCCUGCCCCGUCAUCAGCGCCGGAAGCUUCUGUCACUGCUCCAGCUGGCUGCGCCCCACCACAAUCGAUGCGCCGUCCCCACUGGGCCUCCCGCCUAUGCCGUGGAGACCUUCCCCUUUGACGCCUUCAUGUCCGAGAAUCCCGCCAUCUUCACUGCCAAAGCCCACUCCACACAGCUCGCCAAGUACGUCAGUCUCAACUCGAGCGCGUUUGGCCAAUCGUCCGUGGGCCUCACCAGUCAACCGCCGCUUAUUUUCAACGCGUUCCUGCAUGCGCGCCAUGAGCAAGCCGUCUCCCGCGGGUUCUCAUCCAAGGGCUCCGACCGGCCGGGCACGGGUUCGACCUCCAAGACCGGAUCGCCGCCGUCUCCCAGGGACAACUCGCCUACCUCGGGGCACUUCCCGCAUGGCUCGCGGAACGAUUCCGGCAUGGCGCUCCAGGCCUCCCUGCGCGAAAAGCGCUCGGGUCAUUUCGACGCCGCGUCGCGCCGCAGCUCCUCGUUCGGCAUGGAGAUGCGGCCGGGGGGGCCCCGGCGGCCCAGUGCUCCGUUCCUAGGGCAUGCGCCCAACCUGUCGGUCACGACGCUGAACACCGACUACAACCCGGGCUCCACCUAUGCUCCGUCGGUGUAUGCGCAGUCGACGGUGGCGGCCUCCACGAUCGUGCCGCAGUCCGUUGCGCAACCCAUUCAGAAUGCGGAGGGGACCUGCUGGGUCGAGGGGCAUUGCCUGCAAGUGGUUCCCUGCGACGACAAGGCGGUCUGUGCGGUGUGCGACGAACGAGCGGAGGACGGUAUGUACCGGUGCACCGCAUGUAAGACAUUGGUCCACAAUCGGUGCGCCUUGCAGAUCUGCCUGGUCUGCCCGUCGGCCUUCCAUCCCGAGCAGAUCCGCGCCGCCUUUGUGCGGUGUUUCGCCAGCUUGUUCUACACCUACAAGAAGUUCCUGCAGCCCGCGUCGGGCGACAAGAAGAAAGCGGGUCUCACGUAUAGUUUCAAUAUGGAAUCCUUCCUCAAAAGCUUACCCAGCGAGCAUGCGGAGUACAUUGCGGUCUUGCAACACACCCAAGGCUUCAAUGAGUUUAUCGGGGAACGAGAGCGGGUGAACCCCAAGGCCAAAGACCCGCGGAUGGCGCUGUUCGAUGAGAUUGUUCUGUCGAAGCGGAAUCGGGGUCGCUCGUCGUUGUUUUCUGGUCGCAGCAUGACGGAUUUCCUGUCGGAUACGUCGAACCACCUCUGGCGCACGGCCAGUGCUACCUCGUUUGCUGGGAGCAGUCGGGGCGGCCAGCAGACACUGUCGGGAGACUACACCCGCAUUGUUACUCGAGCUCCGGCCAAGCUGGAUACCAGCCUUAUGAAGGAACCCCGCAUGAUCAACGGGGCGCCCCGAGUGUCAAAAGCGGCCAACAACGCUCGCCGCAAGCCGCUUCCGAAUCUGAUGAAUGGCCUUGCGAUCUCACCUCCUUGA